Messenger RNA from Arctia plantaginis, 336 nucleotides. The record is from the annotation of a GenBank genome assembly. Lineage: Eukaryota; Metazoa; Arthropoda; Insecta; Lepidoptera; Erebidae.
AUGUUAAGAGCGAUAAAUUUCAGAACUCCAUUCCUUUAUAAAGUCUGCAGGUCCUAUUCUACAGUUAACCUAGCAAGGAAUGAGUUGCCUUACAGCUCGCAAGAAUAUGACAGAAUAACUAAGGACAUAGUUCUUCUACGCCUCGCCGUUUGUCCCACAGCUCAGGUAAAUAUUUGUAGAAACGAUGAUUACCAAGAAUCAAGCACCCUCGCUGGGGACCCUAGGAGCAUAUCAAGUGAACGCGAAGAAAUUCGUGCCGAAGUCCUUGCAAAGUGGAAUCAAAGACCGCAGUUGGACACAGAGAAAGAGUGGAUUAAACAUUCCAUUCACUACUGA